AUGGCUUCAAAAUCUACUCCUCAGAAUAAGUCCGUUUUGACUCCUGAACAGACAGAGCAGAUGGUGCGUGGACCAGAAGCCUUCCGCCGUUUGCACGAUGCCCUCGAAUCCAGAUUUGGGUUCGACAACAAGGGGCGAGAAGACUUCAAGCAACUACUUCAGGCGACAAAGCAAAAGUUGAAAGAGGAGGCAGCUGAAAAGACCAAUCUCGACACUUAUGCCGGUGGAGACGAAAACACUAUCAAAGACGACAACAACACUGAGGUUGACGCAAAAAACUCCAGCUAG
This is a messenger RNA of Exophiala spinifera, 288 nucleotides long. RefSeq lists its product as uncharacterized. NCBI's taxonomy places the organism in Eukaryota, Fungi, Ascomycota, Eurotiomycetes, Chaetothyriales, Herpotrichiellaceae. The coding region runs from base 1 to 288 and encodes 95 amino acids. The transcript has a single exon. The record is from RefSeq and is a predicted model, not a curated record.